AUGUCCGGGGAACAUUUUGAAGGGGAAGAUGUUGGCUAUGUGCCUGAGGAUAUGGAAUUUCCUCAAAACCAUUUGGAAGAACAUGAAGGAGAUGUGAUUGAUGACUCUGGGUUUCAUCAACUGCAGCAUGAUAUUGAUGAUGGUGACAAUGAUGAUGGUGGUGAUGAUGAACAGGUGGGAAGUUUGGGUGAGGAUGUAGAAAUCAAUUUUCCUGAAAAUCAAUUUGAUGGUAACGAUGUGGAAGAUUUUACUGAAAUUGGUGAUGAUAUUGCCGAUGGUGUACCACAAGAGCAUACUAUUGAGGAGCAAAUUGAUGGAGGUGGUGAUGUGAAUGAGAAUUUUGGCUCGCCGGAAAAUCAGGAACCCAGAGAAGAUUCAAAAGGAGUUGAAAUAAAGAAGUGGCCUGGAUGGCCUGGAGAGAAUGUUUUCAGGAUGUUGGUUGCUUCGCAAAAGGUUGGCAGCAUCAUUGGGCGCAAAGGAGAGUUUAUUAAGAAGAUUACUGAAGAGACUAGGGCUCGAGUUAAAAUUCUUGACGGACCUCCGGGAACCGCAGAAAGAGCAGUAAUGGUUUCUGCAAAAGAAGAGCCAGAUCGCCCCAUACCACCUGCUGUGGAGGGUUUGUUAAGGGUUCAUAAACAAGUUUGCAAUGUGGACCGUGAUCCUGCAGAUAGCGCAUCAGGUGCAGGACGCCCAGGUGUUACGAGGCUUCUGGUGGCUGAUACUCAAGCAGGAAGUUUGAUUGGAAAGCAAGGGGCCACUAUAAAAACCUUUCAAGAUGCUACAGGUUGCAGUAUACGCAUUCUUGGUUCAGAACACCUGCCAAUUUUCGCUCUGCGGGACGAUAGUAUUGUUGAGAUACAAGGGGAAUCUGCUGGAGUUCACAAGGCAGUUGAACUUAUUGCACUUCAUUUACGCAAGUUCUUGGUUGACCGCAGCAUAGUUGGAGUAUUUGAAACACAGAUGCAACGACCCGAUGUUCGCGUUAACCACAAUGUGCCACCACACCAAUCUUGGGGGCCUUCUCAAGGGUUUUCUGCUCCUGGUGGAGGUGCACCUGCGUAUCCACCCAAUCCUCAAUAUAUGCCACCACAACAUAACUAUGACAAUUAUUACCCACCUGCUGACCUGCCUCCCAUUGACAAGCACAUGCAUCAGGGUCCACCAUCUGCCUAUGCAAGGGAUGCCUCUUUGGGAAUACAUUCGUCCGGUGGGCAGCCACAACAAACUGGUGGAACUAAGGUCACACAGCACAUGCAAAUCCCACUGUCUUUUGCAGAUGCUGUUAUUGGGGCAUCAGGAGCAAAUAUUAGCUACAUUCGCCGUGCUAGUGGAGCAAGUAUUACAAUUCAAGAGACCAGGGGUGUGCCAGGGGAGAUGACUGUUGAGAUAAGUGGUACUGCUUCACAAAUACAGGCAGCCCAGCAGCUGGUUCAGAAUUUCAUGGCUGAAGCUGCAAAUGCGGCUGCGGCGGCGGCACAGGAUCAUAUGGGAGGAUCAAUUAACCAAGGCUAUAAUUCCUAUCCCACUAAUGCUCCUGUUUAUGCAUCUCCGCCAUCAAGUGCUGCAGGCCAUGCGCCUUCGGCAGAUUAUGGCUCUGUAUAUGGCACCAACUAUGGCUAUUGA
Messenger RNA from Lathyrus sativus (Indian pea), 1623 nucleotides. NCBI's taxonomy places the organism in Eukaryota, Viridiplantae, Streptophyta, Magnoliopsida, Fabales, Fabaceae. The record is from the annotation of a GenBank genome assembly.